ACAGCCAUGUUAUGGAAGGUGCCCCUGCUUAUGGGACUCAUUGUGCUGGGGACCCAUAUCUGGACCAUUAAAAAAGAAUUUGUAGACAUUAGUAAGAAUCUGGAUUAUUUUGUGGCAUCAGUGGAGUUUGCCGUGGCUCAAUUCAAUGAUGACAACGCGGAAGAGAAUACAUACAGGUUGCUAGAGGUUGGAAGAGCCCAAAAAAAGACAUGGACAAUGAUAUUUUUAAUGGACUUGGAUAUGGGCCGCACAAUUUGUAAAAAACAUGAUGAAGACAUUGACAAUUGUCCUAUGCAAGAAGGCGCAGAAGAAAAAAAGGUGCGCUGUACUUUUCAUGUGGAUGCCCGACCUUGGUUUUCCCAGUUUACUCUUCUGUACAGCACCUGUACAGGUGGGGAAGGGGCCCCUGGCUUUUCACAGCAGAAAUCCCCUCUUUCCCUAGACAGUCUGUAG
Messenger RNA from Marmota flaviventris (yellow-bellied marmot), 453 nucleotides. Its product is annotated as cystatin-14-like. Gene Ontology annotation, molecular function: cysteine-type endopeptidase inhibitor activity. The record is from RefSeq and is a predicted model, not a curated record. NCBI's taxonomy places the organism in Eukaryota, Metazoa, Chordata, Mammalia, Rodentia, Sciuridae.